AUGCAAUGUGUGCUUCUCUCUUACAAUAUUAAGCCCAACCGGGAACAGACCUUGGUGUCUCCGCUGUGUAAUGGAAACAUAGUGAAGCAGGUGAUGGUAGAAACAUCAUGCAGCAUUUUGACUGGAGAUAUUUUUGAAGAAUGCAAAAAACUUGUGAAUCCUGAGCCCUACAUAGAUAUUUGCAUGUAUGACACUUGUGCUUGCGAAUCUAUUGGGGACUGUGCUUGCUUCUGUGAUGCUAUAGUGGCCUAUGCACAUGUCUGCGCCCAAAAAGGUGUUGCUGUUCACUGGAGAUCACCGACACUGUGCCCACAAAGCUGUGAGGACCUGAAUAAACAGAAAUUAGAUUAUCAAUGUGAAUGGCGAUAUAAUAGCUGUGGACCUGCUUGUCCUAUAACGUGCCAGCACCCACAGCCUUUGGACUGCCCUCUGCGGUGUGUGGAAGGAUGCCAUGUACGCUGUCCUGCAGGGAAAAUACUUGAUGAACUGUCCCUGGAUUGUGUCAAUCCAGAAGACUGUCCUGUGUGUGCAGUUGGAGACGACAAGAUCCCAGAUGGAAGGAGAAUAGUUUUGAACAGAGGUGAUCCACAGCGCUGUGAAUCUUGUCUGUGUGAAGGGAAGAACUUAACCUGUGUAGCCUGUGAACCAGUGGAGGACACCCUAACGCUGACAACACCUGCUCCAGAGGAGGACAUUGAACUGUCACCCAGUGAAUACUCUUGCAGCAAGAUGAUGGACUUGGCCUUCUUAAUGGAUGGCUCCAAUAAACUGUCAGAGGAGGACUUUGAACAGCUGAAGACUUUCAUAACCGGCAUGAUGAAGAAACUCCACAUUUCCCAAAAGAAAAUCCGUGUGUCAAUUCUGGUAUAUAGGGCUGGCCCCACAAUCUAUCUUGGCCUUAAAGAUAUCAAAACACAAUCCCAAAUGAGAAAAAUUGUCCAAAGCAUAAAAUACACAGGUGAUGAAGUAGCAUCCGCCUCUGAAGUCCUUAAAUACACUGUGUUUCAUGUUUUUGGAAAAGCAGAAAGGACCAAUGCUGCUAGAAUUGCAGUGCUAUUUAUAGCAAGCAAGUCUCCAGGAAAACUGCGCAGCAUCCUCACAGCUUUGAAGAAUAAAAAAAUCGCAGUAAUACCUGUGGGGAUUGGACCAUAUGUUAAUGUGGAGCAAAUCAGGUUCAUUGAGAAGCAGUCACCAGAUAAUAGAGCCUUCCUAUUGAACAAUGUGUUAGAGCUAAUGGAUAAUACGGAUCUCCUCAUUGAUCGUCUAUGUGAUCUUGGACCUGAAGAAAGUUCUCUGUUACCAGCUACGUCCACUCCAACAAUAUCCAGUGUCUCAUUUCCCCCUUGGGGUCUCACAGCACCACCACCCUUUUCAGAAAAACUCACUCAUAAAAGGCUGGACAUUGCUUUUAUUGUGGAAGGAUCUGACAACGUUGGGGAGGAAAAUUUCAAUAUUGUCAAGAAGUUCCUUGAGAGGGUGAUCACAGAAAUAAAUGUAGGACAGGAAGAUAUUCAUGUUACAGUCAUGCAGUAUUCAGAUACUGUCACUCUGGAGUAUUCCUUUAGGGAAAUACAGUCAAAGGAAAGUAUUAUUGAGAAGGUGAGGAGCAUACCCUACCAAGGAGGAAGGGCUACCAACACUGGGAAUGCCCUCGAUUAUAUUUCCAAACACACAUUUACACAAGUGAAUGGGGGUAGGCAAGAUGUUCCUCACUUGGUAUACAUGGUGUCAUCCAACCCUUCCACUGAUGUUAUCACACGACCUCCCAGGAGUAUAAAUGUCAUUCCCAUUGGCAUAACCCCCAAUGCAAAUAUCCAAGAGCUCAGAAAGAUUAGUCAGCCUAAUAACCCAAUAAUCUUGCAUAGUUAUAGCACACUUAUUGAAGAAGCACCCGAAUUAGUGCUGCAGUCAUGCUGUUCUCGUAAGCUUUGGACAGAAAUUCCAGAGUUGUGCAACAAACCAAUGGAUAUCAUGUUUCUUCUGGAUGGAAGUUCCAAUAUUGGAGCAUCAGAGUUUGAGGAAAUGAAAAACUUUGUACGGGCAUUUAUUGAAAGUGUUGAGAUCAGCAAUACUUCAAUUCAUGUGUCAGUUCUCCAGUAUGCCAGGGAAAAUAAUCUAGAAAUUUCUUGGAACGUGCCUCAAGAGACUGAAAAGCUUGUAGAGAUGAUGCAUUCAAUUCAACAAAGGGAGCAAGGUCCUACCAAACUAGGAAAAGCCAUUGAUUUUGUUGUUCAGAAUGCAAUGUCGGAAUCCCACGGGGGGAGACCCGGCGCAUCAAAGGUUGCGAUAAUCAUUGUGUCGGGGAGAUCAGAAGACACGGUGGAAGCUGCUGCACUUUCUGCAAGAAUGAAUAGGGUAUCCCUGUUUCCAAUUGGAGUUGGGAACAGAUACGAUGAAGAGCAACUAAGAACUUUGACUGGGCCAUCAGCUGCCAACAGAAUCAUGAAGCUUCAGAAUUUUGAAGAUUUAUCCACUAUGAUCACAUUGAAUAGUGAAUUUAUCAAAAAAGUGUGCAUGGACCCUGUCAGAGAAUGUAUAGAUGAGGAUGGAAACAAAAAGAAACCUGGUGACAAAUGGACGUUACCGGACCAGUGCCACACUGUGACAUGCUUUCCAGGAGAUUACACAGUUCUAGAGAGUCACCAAAUUAACUGUGAGAGGAUGCCAAAACCAGUAUGUCACAGCAAUCUUCCUGCUGUUAAGAUUGAAGAAACGUGUGGCUGCCGAUGGAUGUGUCCAUGUGUCUGUAUAGGAAGUUCAUCUCGACAUAUUGUCACUUUUGAUGGGCUAAAUUUUAAGCUGACUGGCAAUUGCUCCUACACCUUGUUUCGAGAUGUGCAACAGGAUGUUGAAAUUCUCCUCCAUGAAGGACCAUGCAGAGCAACACCAAAGAUGAACUGUAUGGACUCCAUUGAAGUGAAACAUCGUGGGGUGUCUGUUCAGCUCUUCAGUGACAUGACAGUGGCUGUUAAUGGUGAAAGGGUUCAUAUUCCCUAUUCCAGCAGUUUGUUUGAAGUCACUGUCUAUGGAGCAAUAAUGCACGAAAUCAAGUUCUUCCAUCUUGGACAUAAUCUCACGUUUACUCCAAGAAACAAUGAAUUUAUUCUUAAACUUAAUUCAAAGAGCUUUUCUUCAGGAACACAAGGGCUUUGUGGGGUGUGUGACCAGAACCACAUCAAUGACUUCUCAUUACGUGAUGGAUCUGUCACUCCUGACAGCAGUGUGUUUAUCCAAGACUGGAUGGUGAAAGAGCUGGGGAAGAUCUGUGAAAUCCGGAGAGAAGACAGAUGCUCUGAGCAUGCAACAAGCCACUGCCACCUUCUGCUCUCUGAUCGCUUUGCUGAGUGCCACAGGGUGAUCUCCCCAAAUAUGUUCUACGAGGCCUGCAUAGAAAGCAGCUGCUAUGAGGAUGAAGCCUGCGAGAUGAUAACUUCCUAUGCUCACAUCUGCAGGGAAAACGGGGUCUGCACAGACUGGAGAACACCUGAGCUGUGUCCAAUGAAAUGUCCCACAUAUUUGACAUAUGAUCACUGCCACAAAGCCUGCAUAAAGCACUGUGAGAAUAGUACCAAAGUCAGUGUCUGCAAGGAUUAUCCCACAGAAGGCUGCUUCUGUCCAGACGGACAGGUGAUUUUUAAUGACAGCUGUGUUAAUGAAGAAGUCUGCACAGAAUGUGUCAGUGAAGAUGGCACGCACCAUCAGUACAUGGAAACAUGGAUUCCCACAAAUGAGCCUUGCAAGAUCUGCACGUGUCUUGAUAACAAGAAAGUAAACUGCACGAUCCGACCUUGCCCUACUGCCAAACCUGCUCAGUGUGGUCCCUGUGAAGUCCCUCGUCUGCAUAGAGACUCCAGCCAGUGCUGCCCCGAGUAUGAGUGUGUCUGUGAUCUGGUUUCCUGCGAUUUGCCUCCUGCCCCUGUCUGUGAGUUUGGUCUGCAGCUAGCUCUGACCAACCCUGGAGAAUGCAAACCAAAUUACACAUGUGCGUGUAACAGAGAAGCAUGCGGUUUAGUUCAAAGACCUUCCUGCCCACCACAUCGAGAGCUGACUGUUAAGAAGACCGAGUGCUGUGAUAAAUAUGAGUGUACCUGCAGUUGUACAAACUCAACAGUGAGCUGCCCUCUGGGAUAUCUAACCAGAUCUCUCACCAAUGACUGUGGCUGCGUGUCUACCACCUGUGCUCCAGGCAGGGUGUGUGUGCACAACAACGUAGUCUACCCCGUUGGGACAACCUGGGAAGACGGUUGCAGGGAAUGCUCCUGCACCAGUAUGAGGGAUGAUGUUACGGGACUUCAGAUGAUGGAGUGUCAUGACAAAGCAUGUAACACGUUCUGCUCUCGGGGUUACAAGUAUGUUAUCCCAGAAGGGGAGUGUUGUGGGAGAUGCCAGAAGACUGCCUGUGAGGAGCAACUAUUCUGGUCUAGGGGUGAUGCAGAUCCUCGUUUGCAUGAGGUUGGCACAGAGUGGCGAUCCCCCUUCAAUCAUUGCAUUAUCAAUGAGUGUGUCCGGGUGAACAAUGAGGUUUUUGUGCAGCAAAAGAAUCUUUCUUGCUCUCAAAUGGAUGUGCCUGACUGUCCAGAGGGAACUGAACUACGUUGUGACCAAAUAAUAGACUGCUGUCCUUCCUGCAGAUGUGUACCCCUGAAUGGUUGUCCUUUGAAUGGCACUGUUAUUGGGCCAUGGAGACGCCUGAUGGUGGAUCAAUGCACAACAUGUCUCUGCUCCCUCCAGUCAACAUCUUCUCGGAGAUAUACUCUGACAUGUACAAAAUUAAGCUGCGAACCAUGCCCAAUAAAUUACAGAAGGCAGGAAAUCCCUGGCUCUUGCUGUGGAAAAUGUGUGCCAACUUCGUGUAGCAUCAGGCUGAGAGAUGGAAGGCUUAAAUACCUUCAGCCGAAUGAAUCACUUCAGGAUGGCUGUGAUAGCCACUCCUGUAAAGUAAAUGAGAAAGGGGAAUUUAUCUGGGAAAGGAGAAUCACUGGCUGUCCUCCAUUUGAUUCCAGAAGAUGUUUGGCUGAAGGAGGCAGAAUUGCAAAAAUUGGCAGUACCUGCUGUGACACAUGUGUGGAAGUGGAAUGUCGACCAGUAAGUACCAGACUGCAGUAUAGGAAUAUCAACGGAUGUGUGGCUGAAAAGGAAGUGCCUAUUUCUCAUUGUGAGGGCAAGUGCAGAAGCAAUACCAGAUACUCUGUUCAGACAGGGAAAUGGGAAGAUGUGUGCAGCUGCUGUACAGCCACUCAAACCACCAUAGUCACGAUCCCCCUCCGGUGUGCCAAUGGGACAGUGGUGCAGCAUUACAUCCCUUCUGCCUCUCACUGUGAAUGCUAUUCUCGCACGUGUACAGACUGAAUAUUUGCAAGAAGCCCACUUGUUUAAUCUCAAGUUUUAUGAUGAGGGAACUUUACAGUGCAAGCCUCAUUUUCUCUCUGUAGACUGUUUUAUCCAGUAGAGUCCUGACUAACUAAUUGUAUCAACAUAGCAAACAAUAAAACUUACUAGCACAAC
Molecule: messenger RNA, 5505 nt
Organism: Antrostomus carolinensis (chuck-will's-widow)
Lineage: Eukaryota; Metazoa; Chordata; Aves; Caprimulgiformes; Caprimulgidae
Gene: VWF
Product: von Willebrand factor
Exons: 29
Coding region: 1-5349 (1782 amino acids)
Molecular function (GO): protein binding
Source: RefSeq, a predicted model, not a curated record